GAGGGUCGUCGCUCGAAGGUUCUCCUCGCCAGUCUUUCCUGAGCUCUCUUGUCGAACUUCGCGUCCUCGUGGAGAGCUCGCAGGAACAUGGCGGGAAUGCCGGACGACGGUGAUGGCCUCGUGCCGGAUCAGAGCCCCCCGUUGGGUGAAGCAGACCUGCUGAAUACAGAGAACGAAGAGCUUGGUCGCUGGAGCCACUUCUCACUUGCCAUGCUGGCAGCUGAGCAAGAAACGGCUUCUGCCGAACAGCGUGGAGAGGGCUGUGACGACGAUGAUGACCCCUCUGCUCGGCGUCAUGAGCUUGAGGAGCCUGAUCCUGUCACUAAGCUGGAACGCUAUGCUUACAGUGACAUUGUCUUCAAUCGGCAGCUUGUGGCUCGGAAUAUCGUGGACACCUUACGUGUUUGCCUAAAUUCUCAAGAUGCGGUCAGUGCAGUGUUGGCCGCCCUUUCUUCCAUAUCUAUGGACUGUGAACCAAGUGUGCGGACGGAAGUGGUCGAACAGCUUCCAAACAUUGCCAGUUUUUGUGCCAGUGAAGGUGGACUGCUGGAAAAUGUUGUCAAAGAACACGUGGUUUCAAUAUUGGUGCAGUACCUUACGGAUGUGGCCAAUCAGGUCAGAAAAAGGACCCAGGUGUCCCUGUUGUUCAUAUUGGAACAAGGAUUGAUAGAUCGCAAGCAGCUGGAAGAACAGAUAUGUGGUCUGGUCGUGCAUCUCACUGAAAGUGAAAACAUGGAUGACUAUCGCAUGGAAGCAGUAACGCUGAUGACUAAAAUGGCACCUUACAUUGGAAAAGAAACAACUGCUGCAUUGUUUCUUCCAAGAUUCGUCAAUCUUUGUCAAGACUCUUCCUUCCAUAUCCGAAAGGUGUGUGCUGCCAACUUUGGAGAUUUCUGCAGCAUUGUGGGGCAGGAAUGUACAGAAGACAAUCUUGAUGUCUUUCAGAUGCUGUGUGAAGACUGCGUCUGGGGGGUCCGCAAGGCUUGUGCAGAGGUUUUCAUGCCAGUCUCGUGCGUUUGCUCUCUGACCACACGUCGCAGUAGCCUGGCACCACUCUUUCUUAGCUUGCUGGAUGACCAGUCACGAUGGGUUCGGAUAGCAGCCUACCAGGCUCUGGGGCCCUUCAUAUCAACAUUUGCCAACCCGAUGCGCACAGGACUGUACUGCAGUGAAGAUGGGGUAGUGAGUGUGCAAACACCAGAAGACCAGUUCGAUGCUUUUAUUGAGGGAGAGGCACCCAGCACAUCUGACAACCCAGCGUUGCUGACAGCUUUUGAAAAGCCUGCUCCUUUGAAAGAUACUCGCACCAGUGAUUUGCCUCUUACUGGCACUGUUGGUGAUCCUGAUAGAGACCUGGCGAGCUUUGAGGUGGCUGCAGUGGAUGGAGAUGAAGUGGGCUGUGCUGUGCCAGAGAAAGCAGAACAGCAGGCAGUGUGGAAAGAUGACAAAGGGGAGCAAGCCUGUACCAACUCCUCUACGGCCACAGAAGACAGCACUUGUGGCUGUAAAAGCAGCCCUUCUUUUACGGUUUCUUGUGACAACACAAAAGACUUGCCUCCAUGCAGCACUGCAGAAGACGUGGCAGACUCGACCUUGGCUGUACAAGGAUUGUUCAAAAGAAACAUGCCUCUAAAGGACGGGUCUAUAGAGGAAGCACGCACACAGAGCUUCAAAAUUAGGGAGCCGUUGUCUGUACAAGGGGACAGGCAGAGGCUAGUUGUUCAUGUGGAUCCUGGAGCUGAGAGCGAUUUCAACACAUUCCAGUUUUGGCGGGUGCCUAUUCCAGAGGUGGAAGUGGACAUUGAAUUCUUAGGUGAUCGUCCUACAGCUGUGCAUGUCAGGGCAAUGUCUCAAGACAAAGAAAAUCUAUGUAUCUCUUCUGACGUCAGUGUUGAAGUACUUUGUACAGACACCCAUCAGUCUGCUACAAAUGCAGUCUCAUCUGCAGGACAAGCCGACACUGUUCCUAAAGAAAGGCGCUUCGGUGAUUCAUCUACUCUAAGAAUUCGGACGGCUUUAUCUUCACUAACAUCUGCUGACCAAGACUGUAACCUCUUGCUUUCUUCUUCAUUCACUGAAGCUUCUGUGGCUUUUAAUGAUGCUGGGGAAGUUGCAGGUGUGCACAAAGUACGGAUGAGCAACUCAAAAGAGAUGGCAGGCAGUGAAAGCAAGCUGCUUUCGAUAUCUCACAACACUCGUUCUGAUAGCUGGUCUGCACAUGAACAAGACAUAGUACCUGUGCUGUUGCUGGAGCGGUAUCAGACAAUGACUGAUCCUAAUUUGGCUCAGAAUUUGGACUCUGAAAUAGGACGACACUGUGCCCAUAGCCUACCUGCUGUGGCACUUACCCUUGGGCGCCAGUACUGGCCUUGCCUGCGGACCACCUACCGCUGUUUAGUGUCUGAUGUGCAGUGGAAGGUGCGGUACAUUGUGGCAUCCUGUUUGCAUGAGCUAGCCACUAUCCUGGGCCCAGAAAUUGCUUCACGGGACUUGGUGCCAAGCUUUGAAGGCUUUAUACGAGAUGUGGAUGAAGUGAGAGCUGGCCUGCUUGAGCGGCUUGCACAAUUCUUGCGUGGCUUGAGUAGAGGAGACCAGCGCCGCUCACUGCCUUUGUUGGCAGACUUCCUCUGCAUGGAUAACAGUCGGAACUGGCGCUUUCGAUCCACUCUAGCAAGGCAGCUGAAGGAGAUCGCUGCGCUAUACUGCCCAUUGGAUAUUCAUCAGUACCUAGUCCCCAUUGUCAACGAGUUACUGGCGGAUAAAGUGGCUGAAGUGCGCCUCACAAGUAUUGAUGCUGUGAUCAUAUUCUUGCACAAAUUGGAGCCUCACCAUCUCAUGUGUAAGCAGCUCUUACAAGAAAUUUGCACCAAAGUACAUGACCAGAAGUGGGCGCAGCGUCAAUUAUUUUGCCACUUGGUCGAACAAAUGGUGAGAGAAGAGUGCUUGAGUGAGGAUGAGUUAAUUGGAACUGUGCUUCCGAAGCUGCUGUACCUGCUCCGUGACACUGUGCCCAAUGUCCGCAUGGCCCUAGCACGUUGUCUGGUCAGAAGCAUUUGGCCCAAGGCCUUCUUUUGGGACACUGGAAAUUCGUACAGAGAAGAACUGAAGGCAACCCUAGCCAGUCUUCAAACGGAUAAAGAUCGAGACGUGCGCUUUUGUGCCCAGACUUGUCCAAAAGACCCUGUGGACUGAAUGACAUUCAAAUGAAUUUGGCAUUGUCUUUGUCCCUUCACUUUCCUCUCCAGAAGGGUCACUGUUGGAUCCCUCGCAUUGAAAAUAUUGGAGCUGUGAUAACACUCCCAAGGGGGAGGGACCUUGUUCUAUUUUAGGUGUUAUUUUAUUGUUGCUUUUGCAGACUUAACACUGGUGAGGCAAGGGUUAAGUGCCAAUUUUGCCAUGUUUGAACAAGUGGCAGUCGAUGCUGUGAAGCAUGAGAGUGGUUUUUGCGAUGCCAUUUUUCUAAUGAAAGGCCCAGCAAAGCCUAUGUGCAAUUCUGUACAGUUAUUUUACCGUUUUAGAUUUUUGUGAAGUUUGCCUUUAUGCUUUUUGGAGUGAAUUCAGGCCAUUUAUCACCAAAAAUAGCAUGCUGGGAGCCAACUAGUCCUCAAGGAUAAACAAGUGUUCGGGUUCUUGAAGCUGCUCUGGUUGUAGUCGGUGGUGCUGCCAUUGACAACUGAUCAUUUUUAAUGGCAAUAUUUGUAACAGGCAUGGCUGCUUUCGUGCACUUUGCACUAAGGUAUGCUAAAUAAUGCUACAAUCUAGCAAAAUUUUGCCAUUAACUGAUGCCUGUUUGGUGAUUGCUUUCCCUUCAAUUUUUUAUGAGCUGUUUUGGCACAUUAUCUGUGAUAUAUAUAUAUAUAUUAUUAUAUAUAGAAGAAAAUGGUUGGAGGGGUUGGUGAUAUGUCAUUCACAGGAUGCUUUGAACUUUUGUGCAGAAGUUUUGCAUUGCAGACCAUGUGAUAACUGGAGCAGUUGGAAUAUAUCUAUUUUUGUAUAAAAUGUUCACCUCUUAGUUUACCAUAAAUAAAAAUGUUUCCAUGAAAAUUCA
Messenger RNA from Rhipicephalus microplus (southern cattle tick), 4048 nucleotides. RefSeq names its product serine/threonine-protein phosphatase 4 regulatory subunit 1. Gene Ontology annotation, cellular component: cytoplasm. The record is from RefSeq and is a predicted model, not a curated record. Gene Ontology annotation, molecular function: protein phosphatase regulator activity; protein binding. Lineage: Eukaryota; Metazoa; Arthropoda; Arachnida; Ixodida; Ixodidae. Gene Ontology annotation, biological process: protein dephosphorylation.